AUGGCUGACAAUCCCUUUGCUUCUCUUCUCACAGCGAACACUUCCAGAGCUCGCACAAGAUCGCCUUCCUACGAUCCGGCCACUCCGUCCGGCAAGGAUGCCGACUUCGAUCUAUCAAAGGAAGGGCAAAGGGAGAUCGAUGGCGCGCCUAAUGCAGACAAAGCCGCAAAAUCUGACGACGUAUCAGCUGCCGACUACGAUCCUGUCGUUGACCGCAAGAGGGACGAAGAGAGAGAGACUCGCCGCUUGCAGAAUCCAGCAGUCUCCACAUCAGAACAGGGUCUUGCAGAAGGGGUGGGCGAGCCUGCGACCAGACUGACGGCGAAUCCCUUGGAACAUGCCGAAGCAGAGUCAGACUUCGAAGAGGUCGAGGUAGAUGACGAAGACGACGACGACGACAUGUUCGCAGUCAGUUCCGAAGCCAAGAAGAAGAAGAUUGUGCGAGUCAAGAAGAGCAAGACGAGUAACGGGCAAGAGGUUGCCGCUUCGCAAUUCAAAGAUGCUUUGCCCUCGCACGGCGGCCUCACGGACAAUUGGGAUGAUUCAGAAGGCUACUACCGCAUUGUGCUCGGCGAGAAGAUUGGACCGAUGGGGCGCUUUCACGUCUUUGCGAAUCUGGGCAAGGGUAUGUUCAGUGAAGUUGUCCGCGCCAAGGAUCUUGGGGAAGAUGGCAAAGGCAGUGGAGACAAGGAGGUGGCCAUCAAGAUCGUAAGGAGUCAAGAGACGAUGUACAAGGCUGGACUCAAGGAGAUCGGUAUCCUCAAGAAGCUCAGCAGCCUCGACCCGGAAGACAAGCGACAUGUUGUCCGCCUCACCUCCCAUUUUGAGCACAGAGGGCAUCUUUGCAUGGUUUUUGAAUCGCUGAGUAUGAACCUGAGAGAGGUCGUCAAGCGCUUCGGAAAGGAUGUCGGACUGAAUUUGCGGGCUGUACGCGCAUACGCUCAUCAAAUGUUCCUCUCGCUAGCACUGAUGAAGAAGGCUGAAGUCAUGCAUGCAGACAUCAAGCCAGACAACAUCCUCGUCAACGAAGCCAAGACGAUGCUCAAGAUCUGCGAUCUGGGAUCCGCAUCGGAUCUGACCGAGAUGGAGAUCACGCCAUAUCUGGUCUCGCGCUUCUACCGAGCGCCCGAGAUCAUCUUGGGCCAGCCAUAUGACUGCUCAUUGGAUAUGUGGUCUAUCGGUUGCACGCUCUACGAGCUCUACACCGGCAAGAUCCUCUUUCCUGGUCGCAGUAACAAUCAAAUGUUGCUCUUGAUGCAGGAGUUGAAGGGAAGGCUCACCACACGCCAGAUCAAAAAGGGCAAAUUCAGUAGCCAGCACUUUGACGAGUCGAAUGCUUUCCUCAGUCGAGAGAUGGACAAGAAUACUGGCAGCGAGACCGUUCGCAAAGUCGUGCUGUCGACGAGCCCAAACAACGACCUUCGGUCCCGUCUUCUGUCGUCUUCCGUUGUCAGAGGUCUCACUGAGGACGAGCUUCGGCUGACGCAGCACUUUGUCGAUCUCCUCGGCAAGACGCUGGAGCUGGAUCCAGCCCGGAGGAUCACGCCCAACGAAGCACUGAAGCAUCCUUUCCUGAAUUGAACGGACGUUGUUCCGAUGCAUCUUGAGAUACACUGGCAGUAUGAUGAACAACCUUCUUCUUCUUCCACCCUUGUGCUGGUAUCAUCUGUGAGAGUAUUCUAUUGACAUUGGAAGCCGAGGAAGAUGCCUUGGCUCCUCUGUUGUGUGGAGUGGAGCGGAUUUCGAAUUUCCUUUCCGCCUUGCGC
Molecule: messenger RNA, 1766 nt
Organism: Microstroma glucosiphilum
Lineage: Eukaryota; Fungi; Basidiomycota; Exobasidiomycetes; Microstromatales; Microstromataceae
Product: kinase-like protein
Exons: 5
Coding region: 1-1581 (526 amino acids)
Biological process (GO): peptidyl-threonine phosphorylation; mRNA cis splicing, via spliceosome; peptidyl-serine phosphorylation
Molecular function (GO): ATP binding; protein serine/threonine kinase activity
Source: RefSeq, a predicted model, not a curated record